GGCGACACUUCCACUACACAUUAUACCAAGGAAGAUGAGGAGAAGAUGACCGUCAUUCUGAGGGAAAGGAAAGAGAAGAAAGAGGCCAAGAAAAAGGCCCUACAGGAGGAGCAGGCGGCAAAGUUGAAAAAGAUAGAGGAGGAGAUGGCCAUAAAGAAGGAGAGGUUGAAGAAAGAAGAAGAAGCGAAGUUGAAGGAGGUGGAAGAAGAAGAGGAGGAAGAUGAUCAGCCACUGGAAAGGGAGAAGGGAGCAACGAGGGCAGUACAGUGGCAGCAAGAGUGAGGAGAUGGAGAAGAGGAUCUCAGAAUGGGUCGCCAACUUAUCCUUGGGGGAAGAAGAAGAGGUAGCCAUGUACAUCCCCAAGGAUGUUCUGAAGCCGCUAUGAAGGAGUGGGAAGCAGAAGAAGAUGUUCUGAAGUGGCAGGCGAUGGAGGAUGAAAAGAGAAUGGAGUGGAAACUUAGAAUGAUGAGGGAGAAGAAGAAGAGGGUGGACGCGGCGAGUGAAGCGGUCAAAGAUCUAGAGGAGGUGCAAAAACUGACUCUACGAUUGACCCCUCAAGUAGACCUCCAACAAAAGGUAGAGGUCAUUGCCCAGAGUGUUGAGCGUUUGGCCCGAGUACAGGAACAACAAUAUGAGUUCAGUCGAAGUCAGGAUAUGGUCGUGCGCUCAAUGCGAAUGGGGUUUCGGGAGUUUGCCCGCGAACUGGUAGGCGCAGUAGGAGCCGAGGCGAAUCAUCGCCUCGAGAAGACUGAACGCUUCUGCGUCGGCGCCAUUGAAGGCGUCAAGAAGGAAGAGGCACGUCCUCGCCGGGAGCUAGUCAAAGUCAAGUUCCCUGAUUCCUAUUGUGGAAAAAGGGAAGAGAACUUUGACAAUUGGGAGACCAAUGUCAAGACCUAUGUGCAUCUGCAACAGGUCUCCCCAGAUAAGCACGUGUUGAUUGCGAUUCAUGUGCUUAGAGAUGAAGCCGCCAGUUUCGCGAGGUCCCUAGUCCGCGCCUCCAACUGCAAUGAAGAUGCAGUUGCGUACUCCACAUUCACCCCCCUCGCUGAGUUUAUGAAAUUGUUGCGCGAGCGAUUUGCUGAUGUCGCUCGUAGUGUCAAAGCCUCAGAUAAACUCCAAACAAUCCAUUCUCGUAAAUGGAAGAGCGCCAGGGCCCUCAAAAGCACAAUGGACGAAUUAGUGGUUGUACCUGACCAUGGGGUCACAGACACCCAGUUGGUCGGCCUCUUCUAUCGGGCUAUGCCCGAAGCCUUUCGAGGACAUUUCUUCACGAAGAGCGAAGACCCUGCCACCACGUAUGAUUCUCUUAGCCGUGAAGUGGUGGCCUUUGAGGCGAAGUCGGUGUCAGUUUCUACAUUCUGGCAUAGAGACUUAGACAAAGGAAAGCAAUGGAAAGGUCGCACUAUCUCAGGGCAAGUUAAGACUAAGGAUAGUCUUGUCCUGACUUUAGACGAAGGUAGCGUCGACGAGAUCCCCUACGAACAGAUUGAAUGGGGGUUAGAAGAUGAGGACAGCGGUGCGAGCCAGAGGAGAACUUACGCUGCUGUCGGGGCUGAAGGGAGGCCGCAAGGAGGAGGACGAGGCCAGGGCCAAGGGGGUCAGGCCUCAGGGAGCCAGUUUCAGGGCGAUCAGGGGGUUGGCGACAGAGGAGGAAACCGCCAAGCGGGAGGAAGGGGUCAAGGUCCCCCGCAAAACCGUCCUAGGAAUAGGUCUCCCUAUAGGGCGUAUUUCCGCCUAGAGAAGGAUGGGAAAGUGGAGAGGGUCCUCCACUCCCUGACUCUCCUCGUAGAAGACAGCCUCCCAUUUGAUAUCGUUAUGGGAAUGGAUUGGGGAGAGGCAGUCGGGGCCACACUCCAUUUAAAGGAGCACGAGUGUAGGCUCCCUAGUCCUUCAGGCGAGGCUAAGACUGCCCGCCUGUUCCAUGUGUCAGGAGUAGAGAAUCCCCUGGCACAUUGUUGCCUUAGUGCUCCUGCGUUCGCAAGAUUAGUGAAAAAGGAGCAACUGGAGGAACAGGUCUUUGUUGCCUAUGUUAGGCCAGUUACUGAGCCUACGGAAGAGAAGCCUAUAGACCCUGCGAUUGCCAAGCUGCUGGAGGAGUUCAAAGAUCUAAUCGAGCCGCCGAUAGGAGUAGUGUCGCGGCUUAUCCAGCAUCGUAUCGAAAUUGAGCCUGGCAGUAGAACUCCCAAAGGAGUUGUGUAUCAAAUGUCCCCGCGGGAGUUAGAGGAGCUUCGCAAACAGUUGGACGAGCUCCUUGAGAAGGGUUGGAUUAGGCCCAGUUCGUCUCCUUUUGGAGCACCUGUCCUCUUUGUCCCCAAGAAGGAGGGAGAGUUGAGGAUGUGUAUAGACUACAGGGGUCUGAAUGCUAUUACAGUAAAGAAUGCUGAGCCACUGCCUAGGAUAGACGAUCUCUUAGAUCGAGUGCAGGGGGCAAAGUACUUCUCCAAAAUAGAUUUGAAGUCCGGAUAUCAUCAGAUAGAGGUGCAUCCUGAUGAUCAGUACAAGACAGCUUUCCGGACUAGAUAUGGGCACUACGAGUUCAUAGUGAUGCCCUUUGGACUAACCAAUGCGCCAGCUACGUUCCAGCGUUGUAUGAACGAUUUGUUUAGGCCAUGGUUAGAUAGAUUUGUUGUUGUCUACUUAGAUGAUAUCUUAGUGUUUAGCAAGACCCUCCAAGAACAUCAGGGUCAUCUCAGGCAAGUCUUGGAGAAGCUGAGAGAAGCUAACUUCAAGAUCGACGCAAAGAAGUGCGAUUGGGCGAAGACCCAAGUUUUAUAUUUAGGCCACAUCUUAGACGGAGACGGCGUUACUGAGGAAGAAACCAUCUGGAAGUGGGAUAAGGACUGCACGUCUGCCAUGAAGAAGUUGAAGCAGGCACUGAUAGAAUACCCAGUCCUUAAGGUAGCCGAUCCGUCCUUACCCUUUGUCGUUACUGCGAACGCUAGUCAGUACGGCAUAGGUGUUGUGUUGCAGCAAGACGAUGGCAAUGGUUAUAGGGCCAUAGAGUUCAUGUCUGCCAGGGUGCCUUCAGAGAAGGUUGCGACAUCUACCCACGAGAGGGAACUCUACGCUCUCAGGCAAGCAUUAGAACAUUGGAAGCACUACUUGCUUGGGAGGCACUUCAAAGUCUAUUCCGACCACGAAACGUUAAGAUGGUUGAAGACGCAGGCGAAGAUGACACCUAAGCUUACUAGAUGGGCCGCAGAAAUAGACCAGUAUGAUUUUGAGCUCAAGCCAGUCAAAGGGAAGUAUAAUGUAGUUGCGGACACUCUGAGUAGGAGAGCUGACUACUUUGGGGCGAUAGUUCAUUAUCUGGACAUCGGGAAAGACCUUCAGCAAAAGGUCAGAGAAGCGUACGCGCAGGACCCCAUCUACAGUGACCUUCUUAAGAAGGUAAAGGAGGCCCCAGAGACCGAGCCAGAUUACCGCACUACUGAGGGAUUACCCUUUGAGAAGACUAAUGUAUUUGACCGAUUGUGCAUUCCCAAUAGUGAAGAGAUCCGCAGUCUGAUCCUAGGAGAAUGUCACGACACAGAGGGUCAUUUCGGUUGGCAAAAGACUCUAGCCAAUCAAAUGCACGCGUACACCUGGCCGGGUAUGAAGAAUGACUGCAUAGAAUAUGUUCACAGUUGUAAAGUCUGCCAAUGGAAUAAGACUACUACGCAUGCCCCGCUAGGUCUUCUCAAACCCUUACCUAUCCCUGAUCAGCCCGGAGAUUCAGUGUCCAUCGACUUCAUGGACGUGAGCGUCAAGAGUAGAUAUGGCAAGAGCCAGGUCAUGGUGAUAGUCGACAGAUUCAGUAAGUAUGCUGUUUUUGUUCCCUUGCCUUCAGAGGCACGAACAGAGUUAGUCAUUCGCAAUUUUUUUGAUCAUUGGGUCAGCGAGCACGGGGUCCCAUUGUCCAUAGUUAGUGAUAGAGAAACCCGGUUCACGAGUCAGAACUGGCAGGAGUUAAUGAAAGUCUAUGGCUCUAAGUUGUUGAUGUCGUCUGGCCGUCAUCCAGAGACCAACGGUCAGACCGAGCAAAUGAAUAAGAUCUUGCAACAAGUUCUGAGAAUGUACAUUAGACCAGAUCAAAUUGACUGGGAUGAGAUGCUUCCCAAGGUAGCCAGUGCCUACAAUAACAGCAUGCAUCUGUCUACGUGCCGCACUCCCAACGAACUGCACAAGUCCUUUAGACCGCGUAGACCAUUUGAGGGACUUAACCGGGAUCAGAUUUCUAGGCUACCGACUGGUACUAGGGAGUUCGCUAUACAGCACAAGAAAGAGCUAGCUACAGUUGUAGAAAACCUCAGGAAGGCCCAGCACAAGAUGAUAGAGCAAGCCAAUAAACAUCGUCGCCCCUCGCAGUUCCAAGUAGGCGACUUAGUCUGGGUCAGCGUGAAAGAGUUUGCUCCUGAGGAGAACAUCUCGCAGAAGUUACUGCCUACGUACAGAGGGUCAUGGCCAGUUCUAGAAGUCAAGGGUGGAGAGGAUGGUCCGUCCUACACCAUUGAGAUUCCACUACACCUCCACACCUACCCAGUUUUCCAUGCGUCAAAGUUGUUACCAUGCACAGUAAGUGAUCAGUUCCUGUCUAGACGAUCCAUGAUCCCACCAGAUAUGGAUGGAAGGUACGACAUUGACGGCAUCGUAGGUGAAGAUGUGUUUAGAACAGGAGGUAGAGGUCGUCCUCAGAAACAAUACAAAGUGCGAUUCGCAUAUCAAGAACCAGAAGACGACCGAUGGUACACCCGAACUGAACUUCUAGAGACAGCUCCCGAUAUAGUCAAGGCCUAUGAAAGGGAUAGGAAAGGUAAAGGUCCUGCCUUGGAUUGAAAUGUUCUCGGAGGAACUCGAAUUUAGGCCGGCGGGAGUGGAACGGUAUUCACCAGUUCGCAUUAGCCGAUG
Chara braunii is the source of this 4887-nucleotide messenger RNA. The record is from the annotation of a GenBank genome assembly. NCBI's taxonomy places the organism in Eukaryota, Viridiplantae, Streptophyta, Charophyceae, Charales, Characeae.